GGAGCGGGCAGCUCACUUAUCGCGGUGUUUCCUCCCUCUUCGCUCCCGGGGGAGCUCUCGCGAGAGGAGCAAGGGGAAGAUGGCCGUGCCUUGUUUUUCGGUGUGAGGCAGUGGAGGUGGCGGCUGUGGCGGCGGGACUGGGAUUCUAGUGUCGUGGGCAUCUGAGCUCUAGCUCCCCCCAGCGAGCGCGCGUCCCUUCGGGCCUAGGCGAGAGCCAGCUCUUCUUCCUCCGGGAGAUGCGUUUGUCCCGGGCUCGGAGGUGCUCUGGGAGUUCAUGCUGCGCUGGAGGCUCCUGGCCACCGCUCUAAUCGCCUUGUGCCGCCGCAGCGCCAGCUCCGUCGCCGGUGGUGAGCCUCCCGGAUCCCCCCCCGCCCCUGGCGGCGGCGAUGACCGGGGAGAAGAUCCGCUCACUGCGGAGGGACCACAAGCCCAGCAAAGAAGAGGGGGAUCUGCUGGAGCCCGGGGAUGAGGAAGCGGCGGCUGCCCUCGGCGGCACCUUUACCGGAGGCAGAAUUGGCACAGGCAGCAGCGGCAAGGGCGGCAAAGCCUGUCAUAAGCUCUUCAGUAACCAUCACCACCGGCUGCAGCUGAAGGCAGCUCCGGCCUCCUCCAAUCCCCCCGGCGCCCCGGCCCUGCCGCUGCACAAUUCCUCUGUGACUACCAUCUCCCAGUCCCCGGCCCUUCUAGCCGGCACCAACCCCGUUGCUGUCGUCGCAGAUGGAGGCAGUUGCCCCGCACACUACCCGGUGCACGAGUGCGUCUUCAAGGGGGAUGUGAGGAGACUGUCCUCUCUCAUCCGCACGCACAAUAUCGGGCAGAAAGAUAAUCACGGUGAGGAUAAUUAUUCAUAUUUCAUUUCUCAGCUAGGUGAUUUUUAUCUAGAACUUCACUGGGAUUUUCAAAGCUGGGUGCCUUUACUUUCCCGAAUUCUGCCUUCUGAUGCAUGUAAAAUAUACAAACAAGGUAUCAAUAUCAGGCUUGACACAACUCUCAUAGACUUUACUGACAUGAAGUGCCAACGAGGGGAUUUAAGCUUCAUUUUCAAUGGGGAUGCGGCGCCCUCUGAAUCUUUUGUAGUAUUAGACAAUGAACAAAAAGUUUAUCAGCGAAUACACCAUGAGGAAAGAGUAGGAAACUUUUUGGCAGACUUUUAUCUGGUGAAUGGACUUGUUUUAGAAUCAAGGAAAAGAAGAGAACAUCUCAGUGAAGAAGAUAUUCUUCGAAAUAAAGCCAUCAUGGAGAGUUUGAGUAAAGGUGGAAACAUAAUGGAACAGAAUUUUGAGGUGAAUCAAAUAUUAUUGAAUGUUUUAGAAGUAAUAGCUCCCUUCAAGCACUUUAACAAGCUUAGAGAAUUUGUUCAGAUGAAGCUUCCUCCAGGAUUUCCUGUAAAAUUAGAUAUACCUGUGUUUCCCACGAUCACAGCCACUGUGACUUUUCAGGAGUUUCGCUAUGAUGAGUUUGAUGGCUCCAUCUUUACUAUACCUGAUGACUAUAAGGAAGACCCAAGCCGUUUUCCUGAUCUUUAACUGACAUGGAAAAUGAUACCAUCUAACCAAGAAAGGAGAAUGCAGAGACCCCAGAAGUGAAUCCAAAUAGAAGGGACAAAUGCUUUCAGCGAAGAAAAGGGAAUUACACAUUGAAUCGACACAUCAGUAAUAUGAUAUAAUGAAAUGGGCCUCUAAUAAGAAUUUCAGCAAGUUUCCUGAUGUGCCAUUUUAAGUCUUUUAGAAAAUAUACAUAUUAUAA
Propithecus coquereli (Coquerel's sifaka) is the source of this 1746-nucleotide messenger RNA. RefSeq names its product ankyrin repeat domain 13C (gene ANKRD13C). The transcript has 8 exons. The record is from RefSeq and is a predicted model, not a curated record. Gene Ontology annotation, cellular component: cytoplasm. Lineage: Eukaryota; Metazoa; Chordata; Mammalia; Primates; Indriidae. Bases 387 to 1526 code for a protein of 379 amino acids.